ACCAUGUAAUAUCCCCACCUCUUCUUCCUAUCUUAAAAACAUUGUAAAGACCCACCUGAUAAAAUCUUUAAUAAAAUCAUAAUCCACCAUGGGAGAGGUUGAUCCAGCCUUCAUUCAAGCCCUAGAACACAGGCCAAAUGUAGAAAAUAUAAAAGCAGAAGGGAUACCCACAUUUGAUCUUGCCCUACUAAACUCAUCUGAUGCAACUCUAGAUAACCCUAAAUUACUCGAUGAUCUUGUUAGGAAUUUAGGCAGUGCAUGCAAAAACUGGGGCUUUUUUCAAGUGAUCAACCAUGGUGUGCCACUAGAGAAGAGAGAGAGGAUUUUUGCUGCGUCGAGAGAAUUUUUUGGUCAGAGUCUAGAGGAGAAAAAUAAGGUUAGGAGGGGUGAAAAGAAAGUGCUGGGUUAUUAUGAUACUGAGCAUACGAAGAAUGUUAGAGACUGGAAAGAAGUGUUUGAUUUUACGUUGGAGAAUCCAACUCUUGUUCCUGCUUCUUCUAAACUUGAUGAUGAUGAAGUGACUAAGUGGAACAAUCAGUGGCCUGAAUAUCCCCCUGAACUAAGGGAAAUCUGUGAAGAAUAUGCUAAAGAAAUGGAAAAACUAGCUUACAAGUUGACGGAGCUUAUUGCUCUGAGCCUAGGCUUGGAGCCAGAUAGGUUUCAUGGAUUCUUCAAAGGUCAAACCACUUUCAUUAGGCUCAAUCACUAUCCACCUUGCCCUAUUCCUGACUUGGCUCUUGGCGUUGGUCGACAUAAGGAUGCUGGUGCCUUGACCAUUCUUGCUCAAGAUGAUGUCGGAGGGCUAGAAGUGAAAACAAAAUCGGGAGAAUGGACCUGGAUCAAGCCAACCUCAAAUUCUUAUAUUAUCAAUGUUGGUGACAUUAUUCAGGUAUGGAGCAAUGAUGCUUAUGAGAGUGUGGAGCACAGAGUGAAGGUGAACUCUGAAAGGGAAAGAUUUUCAAUUCCAUUCUUCUUCAAUCCAGCACACUACACCAUGGUGAAGCCCUUGGAGGAGAUUUUAGAUGAGCAAAACCCUGCCAAAUAUAAGCCUUAUAGUUGGGGAAAAUUUCUUGUGACCAGAAAGCGCAGUAAUUUCAAGAAGCUUGAUGCUGAGAACGUCCAAAUUUAUCACUUCAGGGUAUCAGAAUUUGCUGACAUCAACAGUUAAUAACAAAGUUAAUUAGCUUCCUAGUUGCUACAGAAUAAUAUUAUUCUAUAGACCUGUUCAUUGGCCCGGCACCGUCUAGGCCCGCACUCUUCGGACCGGGCUUGGACAAUGAUUUUUGUGUACAAGCCCGGUCCAGUCCGAUAUUUAGUUUAGUUAGAAAAAAAAAAUGUCACACCUAGCACUUGAACCUGUGAUCUUCAACUUAUAAUUAAAUGCUAUAUACCAUUUAGCUA
Molecule: messenger RNA, 1401 nt
Organism: Ricinus communis (castor bean)
Lineage: Eukaryota; Viridiplantae; Streptophyta; Magnoliopsida; Malpighiales; Euphorbiaceae
Product: jasmonate-induced oxygenase 3
Exons: 3
Coding region: 89-1168 (359 amino acids)
Molecular function (GO): dioxygenase activity
Source: RefSeq, a predicted model, not a curated record